AGUCCUCAUUCAAAACAGAACACAGCUGUUGAGGGUGCAUCGCUCUGUCCUCGGCUAAUGCCUGCUUGCAACCCCCCCAAAAACUGUCUCCUUCCGCUGUAUCUCGUCUUCUCAUGAACCCGUUGGAAUAUUACACAGAGACGAUCAAAAAAGAAGAAGAGGACGCCCUUCGGUGCUCGGGAACGUCCAGCUGGCAGGCAGCUUCCAAGUGAGUUGUGGGACUUGAUAUACAACGACGAAGAAGACAGUGACAAACAGCAAGAGACUAAAAACUCACCUCCAGCACCAUGCUCAUCUGACACACAUAGCGGGCAGGGCGGGCUUUGCUGCAGCUGGAGAUGAUGAACAGCGCUCUCCUGCGUUAGAGCUGGAUGGUGUGGGAAUGAUGGACUUCCCAAAUGGCCAAUCAAGCCUCGCCCUGACUGCUGUGACGACCUCUGAGAGGAGCAGCAGCUCAGAAUCUCUCAGUGAUAAGGCUUCGUCCGAGCUGAAGAAGAGCUUUGAUGCUGUUGUCUUCGAUGUGCUGAAGGUCACACCAGAAGAAUAUGCUGGCCAGAUUACGCUCAUGGACGCUCCUGUGUUCAAAGCCAUCCAGCCGGAGGAGCUGUCAAGCUGUGGUUGGAAUAAGAAGGAGAAGCACAGCUCCGCGCCCAAUGUUGUGGCCUUCACUCGCAGGUUCAACCAGACUACUUUCUGGGUGGUUCGGGAGAUCCUCCACUCGCAGACGUUAAAGAUAAGAGCUGAGGUGCUGAGUCUUUACAUACGCACCGCCAAGAAAUUGUGCGAAAUGAAUAACCUCCACGCAGUCAUGGCUGUUGUGUCUGGCUUACAAAGCGCUCCCAUCUUCAGGCUGACCAAAACAUGGGCGUUACUAAGUCGGAAAGACAAGGCGACGUUUGACCGGCUCGACUUCCUGAUGUCCAAAGAAGACAAUUACAAACGUCUGCGAGACUACAUAAGCAGCCAGAGCAUGGUGUCCUGUAUACCGUACUUAGGGAUGUACCUGUCUGACCUGACUUACAUCGACUCCGCCUACCCCUCCACGGGCAGUAUCCUGGAGAACGAGCAGCGAUCAAACCUGAUGAAUAACAUUCUCAGAAUCAUAUCAGACUUGCAAAGAUCCUGUACCUACGAUAUACCAGUGUUGCCUCAUAUACAGAAGUAUCUCAACUCAGUCAGGUACAUUGAGGAGCUCCAGAAGUUUGUGGAGGAUGACAACUACAAGUUGUCGCAGAGGAUUGAGCCUGGCACCAGCACGCCACGGGCAAACGCCUCCAAAGAGGAUCUUGCUGGCCAGGAGGCAUCUGCGUCUCCUCUAUGUGGCCGUAAAUGUUCGGUGGCAGCCGAAGCCUCUAAAGUCCCGGCAACACCUCCCUCCCCGAGGAACCUGCUGCCCUAUGGACACAGGAAGUGUCACAGUCUGGGUUACAAUAGUUUCAUUCAUAAGAUGAAUACAGUGGAGUUCAAAAGUGCCACCUUCCCCAACGCUGGUUCUCGCCAUCUUCUGGACGACAGCGUGAUGGAGAGCAACAGUCCUACCAGGGGUCAAGCAGAGAGCUCCACGCUGUCGAGCGGCAUUUCACUUGGGAGCAGCGAGGGCUCAGAACUCAGCGAGGAAGUGUCAUGGCCUGCUUUUGAGAGGACUCGGUUCUAUCACUCUCUGGGCCCAGUGACCCGUGUGGCCCGCAUCCCCUACAGAGGAGUCCUGAGGCCCAGCAGCUCAGCAGAGUCUGAGGAGCUUGCGGUUCACCUGUAUCCUGGAGCCGUCACGGUCCAGGGGGUGCUGAGGCGGAAAACUGUACUCAAGGAGGGCAAGAAGCCAACGGUGGCAUCCUGGACAAAAUACUGGGUGGCUCUUUGCAGUACGCAACUUUACUACUAUCCUGUCAAGUCCCUAAAGGCCACUGAAAGAAAACAUUUCAAGUCCAAGUCGAGCAAGAGCGUGUGCGUGGUGGGUCUGAUGGCCAUGAUGGCGGACGAUCCCGAGCAUCCUGAUGUCUUCAUGCUGACCGACUCUGAGCAUGGGAACACCUACAAAUACCAAGCGGGCAGCAGGAUGAAUGCCUUGCUGUGGUUCAAACAUCUCAGUGCCGCAUGUCAGAGCAACAGGCAACAGGUGCCGGCCAAUCUGAUGUCAUUUGAGUGAGCAGAGCUGAGGACAGCAGCGAACUAGCGGCUGAGGAGGACCAGGAGGAGGCGGAGUCCCAAUGGGAGCUUUCACUGCCCGAUAUCCCAUCACCGUUCCCCCACCCCCUACCUCUCUGGCACCUCCCACUACACCCUCACCUGCCACCACUGCCUUAACAAAAGAACCCUGUGUGUGUGUGCGUUUGUGUGUGUGCGUGUGUUAAGACUACUGAACAAGGACAUAUGUGCACCACUCAUCUCUUUGAUUUGAGCGCCGGUGUUCAGCACUUGAGUGGAGCCCCGCCUCCUCUCACACUGGCUGCCCUCCCCCUCCCCAAAUGGACAGAGCUCAUCCUCUGUUAGUUUGUGUUGUCCAAUAUUUUUUUUUUUUUAGUGACGCUCAUGUUGGACUACUUUUUUUUGGUUGUUUUUUUUUACUUUAGAGGGUCCAGACGUUGAAAGCAACAAUCCCUCCCUGGCGUAGUCUUGGAAUAACAAGAUGAUUUUACUUCCACGUAUUAUUUUUUUCCCUGUUUUGUAACAUAAGGGCUUGGGUGGGCGUGAAUGUGUCUGGUUUUUAUGACGGGAUAUAAGCCCUUCCCCCUCCUUUGUCCGGUGUGUUGUAUAUAAUAUGUGUGUUUGUACGAUGUUCUCAAUCCAACCUUCCUCACUGGGGGAAAAAAGAGACAACAUGAUUUACCUUGAACGCUGCCUGGAGCCGUACAGAAAGAAAAAAAAAAAGGUUCUCUUGUGUUCUUUGGGAGAAUGUGUGCAGCUGGCAGUAUUACUACAUGAUUGCACAGUGUUUUGUCUGUUACAUUUGAAUGUUACAUUCUUCUUCUUUUCCUUUCACUUUUUUAUUGCCCCAGCUCAGUUUUAGUAAAGCACCUUGGUGAUGUUUGGUGCCAGGUGAAGAAAGACUUAAUUGCAGCUUCCUGUUGAUGCACAGAGAUGCUGGGAAAAUGGCCACCAUCAGAGCUGCCACACUGCUUUUAUUCGCCCAUCCGUGCCUUUUACACAGAACCCAGUAACACAUGACAGGGCAUCACGCAGUCACUCGUGAAUUGCUUUCAACACAGCAGGGUGGGAGAAGUGAGUGUCCCAUGUUAAACGCCCCCCCUCCAUCCAAUCUAUGGCUCUGAUGCCACCGCUGAAGGCAGAAAAUGCCCCCAACCUCCUUUUCCGUGCGGGAAAUUGCCUGCUUUUACAAACGGUGUGAAAGAGCCUAGUGACGUGAGGUGUUCCCUUUCACACAGGGAGUUUCCUGCCUCUGAUGCUAUCUCACAAGGUGGAAAAUUGCCAGCUUGGCUUAGUCACCCCAGUGUGGGACGAUACUAUUCACACAGAACAAAAGUAUGGGACAGAGCCAGAUUUUAAAGGAAGUAAAACCAUAGAGACGAAAAUGGAAUAAUGUGAGAUCCACUUUGAUACUCUAUGAACACACAAAAAAUCCAAUUCUAAAAACUUAACUACCACAAAUAAAAAAGCCAAUUUGUGUUAUUUAUACUGUCUGAUAACAUUUGUUCCAACUUUUUUCGAAUAACCAUUUAUUUUUUUCGUGUGGCCCACAUAUCCUUUGUGACGCAGCCAUGUUUCAUUCUAUUGUUGGAAUAAUGUUAACAAUAAACAAAAAUAAAGAACAAGCUGCACACUACAAAUUUCCCCUAUAAAUGGGGGGUGGGGUGGACAUGCUCAAACGGAUACAAUUUCCAGUGUGUAACAAAUACGUCAUUAAUACAGCAAAACAGAACUAGAACUAUGACUAAAAGUAUUUUGGUUACUUAUUUAGUUAAUUUUUUACAAGUGGUAACAAAAAAAAUAAUUUUUACAGCUUGAGAUGCUUAAAACAGUGAAUUUGAAACUUCCUGUAUAAUUGUGGUGCUGGUCCAAUACAUUUGUUAGGCAGUCUCAGUCAACAUAUGAAUGUUAUUUUUUGUAUUAUUACUUUUUUAAUGUGGUGCAGGCAGAAAAUGACCCCUCACCCACACUUUUGAAACCUCUAGUGUAAGGGAAUUCCACGAUACCGAGAAUGUUUUAACACCUGACACGCACUUUUCGCGGCCUGUUGUUUUGAAAGCGACUGUUGCUGUCGGACAAGUAUUUUAUAGAUGCCGGUUCUGUACACGCUUUCACACUGCAACGCCGGCGGCCCGCUUUGCUGGAUUCUGUGGAAAAGGCGAAUACAUGCCAGAACUACCGUGAUGCGGCUACUUGGGGGAAUGUUUGUACAAAACGGGCGAGAGUGUUUUGUUGCAGAUGUGACGAGAGACUGGUGGCGAUGACCAAGCAAACCUUUCGUGUUUGCACGGUUGGUCUCCCAUCCUGGAGACAUUUUAAAAACUCAGACGGGGGCUGAAGAGGCGAACAUAUCUCAACUCCCAGCAGAGCACUAAUGCGCUUCGCAGAGCCCGACACUUUCCGACUCCCCGGUUCCGCUCCCCCGUCUUGAGCGAGGGAGGGAGAGGGGCGCCGUGUUGACCUUCCGAAGGCAGCCGGCUCGCUGCUGCCGCUGUGUUUUUAAAACAAAAAAUAACCCUGGUAGACGUUCAUUCAUGUUAGACCACGUGCUGAUGCCACACUGGAACAAUGAAUGAGGAAACCAAAGACAAAGUGUAUUUACAAUCAGCUACGUCAUGACUUCAGCGCCACCUCGCCAUCUCUGUGUGUGCGCGCGCGUGUGCAUGCUGGAUGUCUGAAGUGUUAAAAGCCAAGCAAAAAGCGCCAGAAAAAAAGGCUGUGAAUGAAGUUUGAGACACUUUGAGAGCACUAAGACGCUCUGCUUUCUCCUUUUAGCGCCACAAGUUUUUGGACAGAGGAGGGCAGGGUUGUCCAAAGUGUGGCCCCUGGGCCACUUUUUUUUGUUAUCAGCCCCUGGUGCCCUUGCAUACUCUAAAAAUAAAAUCAAAUUAAACGUGAUGGCGUAUUUGGACCAAAUCCAGCUCCAAACCAAAAUGUUGCCACUCUCCAGGGGGUGCUGCUGAGCUGGUUUUGGGCAAUGGCAAUUGACCUUUAGGAUGUUUAACAAUAUGAAUUCAAUGUGAAGAAUAUCAAUGCGUGGCCCCCACAACCUUACUUUUUUUCUUGUAUGCGGCCCUCGUUGGAGAAAGUUUGGACACCCCUAAUGUACGAUGUUGUCUUUCCACACCUCCACCAUGGAUUUGACACCUUCCAUUUAGGAAUUGCUGCCAUUUUAUGCAGAGUUUGUAUGUUUGUACUUGAUUGAAAAUCCUUGCCUUGUUUGUGGCUCUUUCAGCCUUCACUUGUUUGUCUUCACAAAGUUCUUCUGGCUGGAAUCAUUUCUUUGCCUUCAAAAAGUCUUGAGUUGACAGUGAAAGCCUGGCUAAGCAUCGUUUCAUCAAAGUAUUUUUUGCUAUAAAUGAUAAUUACGACACUUUGUCCAAAAAUAUUAGAGCGGCUGAAAAUGGAGGUUGAUGCUUAACAUGGCAGUAAUUCUUCAUUCAUUCAAUUCCUGUUUUUGUGUUGUUCUUGUUUUAUGGAAAAUUCACCGUGGUGCGUGUGUGUAUAAAGAACAAUAAGUUUUCCUAUCAGGAUUUUUCAAAUGAAGCGCCUUAUGUGUGCUUCACGGUAACUUAGUUGCUUAUGCCCACGCCUUUUUGUUUAUGUGGCCAUCAAUGUACAUUUUGUGGAUGUUUCCUGGUCGGCUUAUUAGUCCGAGUAACGUAAUGACUGGUUGGUGUGGGCCACACCACCACAAAUGUCAAGUCCCCCUCCUCCGUCCCGUAUUUGAGUCAUGAUGAAGUUUAAAAAUCCCCCUUCAUGCUGCCCGAUGGUCUUUUACGUCUUCAAGGUGUCAUUGCCAGGCCGCUAUAUUGUUUUAUUGCCAGUGGAAAUGUGAAUCCUGCCUUCUGAGCGUUUUCUGUACCAACUUGAAGGUGGCGAGGGCUCUGUGGAAAAUGACCUGUGUGUGUGUGUGCGCGUGCGUGCUGAGCGCUGUGACCUCACUGCCGAGUGAUGUGCUCCCCGGUGUAAAUGCUGAGAAACAAUAAAUACCCCGACUGUUUUUUUACUCCACUUAUUGGCUUUGUCACUCUUUGUAUGCUAAAGGAUGGUUUGGUGUUUUUUUAAAAAGGUUCUCAGACCAAAAGCACGAGUAACAGAUACCCAUUAAAAUGUCUGUUUUGACACAAACCAACAACAGGUCAUUCUCCCUUACUCACGGUGCAUUAAGCAUGCUGGGUAACCUCCUGUUGUAAGUGUGACUGUGGGCUUACCAGCAUGCCUUGCUAGUUAUAAAUCAGUAUAAAAUAGUACCACUUUGCAUGUAUAUUAGUGUGUAAGCGUCUGUUUUGAUACCCGCAUACAUUGUUGGUAUUGUUUUAGAUUGAAGCCAACCUGCACUUAAAAGCUGAGAACAACCACCUAGUGCAGUGGUUCUCAAUUAUUUUCUGUCAUGCCCCUACCCUAGGGAACAGAAAUGUUUUCAGAGUAGAAAACAGAGUAGAGUUUUACAAUGCAAAAAGAAGAAAUGGGAGUGGCACCAAAAAUGUUUGAGGAUGAAAUUUAUUGCAAACAAGCAUGGAAGUGAAAUAGGCUGAUUACAAGUUUAAGACCACAGUCUUUAAAAGUCAAAAUCUUAGCAAAAAUGUGGACACACUGUCAUGAUCUCUUGAUGGCAAAGGUAAAAAAGCUUUCUCUCUUUGAACGCGGUCAGAUUGUUGAGCUGCAUAAACAAGGCCUCUCGCAGUGUGUCAUUAAUGCUGAUGUUGGAGGAAGUAAGACGGUCAUUUGAAACUUCUUCAGAGGUCCUGAGCUUUAUGGAACAAAAAAGUCAAGUGGUAGACCCAACAAAAUGUCAUCGGCCCUGAGCUGGAGGAUCCGAUUGGCUGUCCGUCAAGACACGGGACCGUCCUCGACCCAAAUGAAGGUUGUUACUGGUGCCGUCCAAUAACAAUCAAACAACAUCUGCAAGAGAAGACUUUUAAGAACAAAAAACGUCUUCAAAGGCCUUGUCUCCUUCAAUGCCACAGAAUUCCUUGUUUGGAAUUUGCACAAAAGCAUCAAACAUGGGACAUUGAAAGGUGGAAAAAAGUUUUAUUCUCUGAUGAGGAAAAAUGUAAUCUUGACGGUCCAGAUGGCUUCCAACGUUACUGGCAUGACAAAGAGAUCCCACCUGAGAUGUUUUCCACACGGCACAGUGGAGGGGGUGCCAUCAUGAUCUGGGGUGCUUUUUCCUUCAAUGGAACAACGGAGCUUCAGGUCGUGCAGGGGUGUCAAACGGUGGCCGGCUAUGAAAAUUAUAUUUCUAUUUUAGAGGGGUUUGAGUUUUUUUGAGCUAUGGUCUUAAACUUUUGAUCAGCCUAUCUCACACUUAAUGUGAGUUUACAAUAAAUUGCUUACUCAUUUUUUUUUUGUGUCACUCCCAUUUAUUCUUUUUUCAUUUUGAAGCCCUACUUAGAACCUCCUUAAGAUCCGACAGUACCAAAAUCUAAAUUGUUGUGAUUUUUCAACCGGUUACCGUCAUAAUCGGCAUAAGAAUUGUCAUACGCUCUUUGAUGAAUAUAAGUACAGACAUGUGAUGCUUAUUUUUUAACAAUAUAUUCUCAAAUAAGACAAAUUCGAUCAAACAGUGUGGUCUACAUGUUCUUUUUAGUUGCACCGUGAGCGAGGCAGGCAUUUGGAUGGAUA
This is a messenger RNA of Dunckerocampus dactyliophorus (ringed pipefish), 7773 nucleotides long. It is a transcript of the gene ralgps2, whose product is annotated as Ral GEF with PH domain and SH3 binding motif 2. Gene Ontology annotation, cellular component: plasma membrane. Gene Ontology annotation, molecular function: guanyl-nucleotide exchange factor activity. The record is from RefSeq and is a predicted model, not a curated record. The transcript is spliced from 21 exons. NCBI's taxonomy places the organism in Eukaryota, Metazoa, Chordata, Actinopteri, Syngnathiformes, Syngnathidae. Gene Ontology annotation, biological process: positive regulation of GTPase activity; Ras protein signal transduction. The coding region runs from base 383 to 2146 and encodes 587 amino acids.